This is a messenger RNA of Echinostoma caproni, 462 nucleotides long. The record is from the annotation of a GenBank genome assembly. NCBI's taxonomy places the organism in Eukaryota, Metazoa, Platyhelminthes, Trematoda, Plagiorchiida, Echinostomatidae.
GUCUAUCACUACGCUGCUGACGGUACUAUUCAAACAACUCACCCAGACGGAACUGAGGAGAUCAAUUACGCCGAUGGUCGUCAGGAGAUUAUUCACGUUCGUCCAGAGAAUCCGAACACAUCCACCGAGAAUAACAAAGACCUAACUGUGAAACGAGCAAGUGAUCGUCAGUUUCGUCGAUUGCCCAAUGGUGAUAGGGAAAUUCGACUUCCGAACGGGCAACGUGAAAUACAUUCGGCCAGUGGCGUAAAGUGCCGCAUAUAUCCAGAUGGAACGACCAAAACAGUGUUUCCAGACGGCCGACACGAAACACGCUAUGCUUCCGGUCGCCUCCGUGUGAAAGACUCUCUUGGAAAUCUGUUGCUGGACACAAGAUUACCAAUGACCAGCCGUCCGUUUCCGGAUCCUCCCUGUAACUUACCCAGAGCUGCCAGUUUGUUUACACCAGAACAUGUACCUUAG